This is a messenger RNA of Drosophila ficusphila, 2991 nucleotides long. RefSeq names its product zinc metalloproteinase-disintegrin-like MTP8. NCBI's taxonomy places the organism in Eukaryota, Metazoa, Arthropoda, Insecta, Diptera, Drosophilidae. The record is from RefSeq and is a predicted model, not a curated record. Gene Ontology annotation, molecular function: metalloendopeptidase activity. The transcript has 6 exons. Gene Ontology annotation, biological process: membrane protein ectodomain proteolysis. Bases 134 to 2947 code for a protein of 937 amino acids.
AAAAUUUAAUCUAAAGGACGUGUUAUGACAUUACUUUGACCCUGAGGCAGUUUAAUGUUGUUAUAUGAUAAUCGCUUAAUACUAUAACAUCAUAAAGCUUAUGGAAUAACAACAAUAUUUUCAUGAUUUAAAUAUGUUACAUUUAAAUUUGUUUUUGCUGGCGUUGCCACUGCUCAACACAUGCUUGCAACACAUUUUCCAGCCAGCGGAAGCGAUAACGUUUCAUCAGCCAGAAGAAAAGCCAAAAGCAAACUCCGCCGAUUAUUUACAAAUCCUCGACGAGUUUAAAAUUCAUACUGUGAUACGACCGCAGGUGCAACAUGGACGCACCAAGCGCAGCCUGCUCACCACUCUGGAUGCCACCAACGGCCUUCACGCGCCGCACAUUAGCCUGAGCUACACCCACGAGGGCCAACGAAUCACCAUCGACCUGCAGCGAAACGAUCGCCUGCUGCCCGACAACCACUUCCUGCGGACCCAGAACUCCUCCAGCGGAGCAGAAACCGCUGGCCAUGUGGUGCGCCACUUCACCAAGACUGAGGUUGAUUUAUGCCACUAUCAGGGACACAUUCGUGGUCGACCGAAUUCUAUGGUUGCGCUGUCCACCUGCGAAGGUGCUCUUAACGGCCUCGUUUUCGAUGGGAGGCAAACAUACUUCAUCCAUCCCCAUAUCCAUGGAAGUGGACGUCUGGAGGACGACCACUAUCUGCUCAAACAGGCGGACAUGCAUCCCACGAACGCCACCUGUGGCUACGAUAGCCACAAGGACGAUCACAGCCAUGACCACGAGGAUAACGAACUGGGAGCGGAGAUUCCUGCACUGCCACUCCCCCUCGAUGGCGGAGAAUUCCAGCGAACCCUGCUCCGAAGUAGGCGACAGGCCGACGACAGCAGUCAACUGAUCCGAGGACCCUACAAUGCCAAUAAGCACUCCAGCUACGUGGAAUUGGUCAUCGUCGUGGACAACAAGGUGUACAAGAACUUUCAGGAGAAUGCCAGGAAGGUUCAUCAGCACUGCAAGACGCUGGCCAACAUUAUCAAUUCGCUCUAUGUGCCGCUGAAUAUAUUUGUGGCACUGGUGGGCGUUGUGAUCUGGAACGAGUCAAACGAAAUUACUUUCUCCAAAGACAGCGAUGCUACUCUGGAAAACUUUCUGAGCUACCGGAGGAAGAAGCUGAUGGUGCAGCACCCCAAUGACAACGCCCACCUGCUGACCAUGGAAACCUUCGACGGAGGCGUUGUCGGGAAGGGGCGGAUUGGCUCUUUCUGUACGUACGAAAGUUCCGCCGGACUAAGCGUGCAGAAGAGCGCCAAUCCGGCGGUGGUGGCCACCACAAUGGCCCACGAAAUGGGGCACAACUUUGGCAUGACGCAUGAUUCGCCUAACUGCGAUUGUCCGGAUAAACAGUGUAUAAUGGGUGCCUCGAGUACCUCGUUUAUCCCGGUCAACUGGAGCAGAUGCAGCAUCAAUCAGCUCACGAUAUCUUUCUCACAAGGAUUGGACUAUUGCCUGCGGAACAAGCCAGAAAGAUUGUUAGAGUCGCCCACCUGUGGCAACGGAUUCGUGGAGCCCGGGGAGCAGUGCGACUGCGGAUUGCCGGAGCACUGCGAGAAUGCCUGCUGCAACGCCAAGACCUGCAUGCUCCACGCCAACGCCUCCUGUGCCACCGGGGAGUGCUGCGAUCUGACCACCUGUCGUCCCAAAUUGGCGGGCAGUGCCUGUCGGGAGGAGGAGAACGAGUGCGACCUGCCGGAGUACUGCACGGGGGAAUCGGAGUACUGUCCGGCGGACGUCUUCCGGCGGGACACGGAGCCCUGUGACGGCGGGAAAGCCUACUGCUUCCAAGGAACCUGUCGCUCCCACUCCUCACAGUGUCGCACUUUAUGGGGCCCAACGGGCCAAAACUCCGAACAUUGCUACAACAAUAACACGGAAGGGACUCGCCUGGGCAACUGCGGUUAUAACCGCCUUAGCAAUACCUACUUGCCUUGCGAAGAGCAGGAUGUCAAGUGCGGCAUGCUGCACUGCGACCACUUGAACGAUCGCCUCCAAUUCGGAGUGGAGUCGGCAGCCGUUCUAUCGGAUUACUACAUUAUCCACCAACGCAAGACAGUCCGCUGCCGACCUUCCUUGGUGGAUCUGGGUCUGCAGACGAUCGAUCCUGGCCUGACGCCCAAUGGAGCCAAGUGCGGUGAAAACAAGAUGUGCGUGCAUCAGCGAUGCUUGGAGGUGGCUGAGAUACGCCAGCAGGGCAUAGGAACUCCCUGUCCGGACGACUGCAGUGGCAAUGGCAUUUGCAACAGUCGUGGUCACUGCCACUGCGAUGUGGGUUUUGGCGGGGAGUCCUGCUCCAAGGCGGGAUCAGGAGGAUCACCGGACAGUGGACCAGUUAUGGAUCCUAAUGAAUCUCUAGGACUCACGAUAAUCCUGUGUGUGGUGCUUUUCUUCCUGCUGCUCGCCAUGAUCGGAUUCUGUUGCCUGUGUCUGUGCUACAAGAAGGGAAUGUUGACCCGCGGAAAGCUUUCCCAAAAUAUGUAUGUAUCGACCUCCUCCUUCAGCAUCGGCAUGAAAGGGAGCAACAUCCUCGCCAGCAGCAGCACCACCGCAAAGAACCCUGCACGAACUGCACCACCACCUCCAACUCAGCCACCUGUUGUUGUAUUUAACACUGCUUCGGCCACCAAUACUGACAUGCAUGCCAAUCCUGAUGCAGUGCAUCAGAUUCACAACCAGCCACUUUCUGUUCCCAGGAGCCCAAGAUUAUUUCUCCCCUCUUCUUUCUCCUCCACUAACAACAACACUGAGUUACUCAACAAAAAUGGGGAAACACAAGGACGAAACCUGGUCAUAACGGCCCCACUGCUGCAUGCCACCACAAAUCCUCUAACUCUUUCCGAGGGCGUCCAGUUCAUACAGAGCGACCCCACGAAAAGAAUCCACAAAUAAAACACAGCGAAAUAUUUCCGCACCAUAGUCCAAUAGCAGGAAUU